AUGAGGACGCAGGGAAAGGCAACCAGAUCCUUGGCCGGGGGGUCUGAUCAUGUCUGUUUCGGUGAUGAGGAUGCUUCUUGUUUGAUUGAUCAAGAACAUGCAGCAUCCCCACAAGAAUCCACUGCCAGAAACCAAGAAGCAGAGCCUGGGUUUCACCGCAGAAGGGAGCCCUAUCGGUCAUUCAAUGUUUUCAAGGAUGUGGCACUAGGUACAAAUGCCUUUAGCUUCUGUCUUCAGGUUCAUCCUUCGGGUGGACUGGCUCAAUCUCCAAGUCCAGUAUACCACACGCUGCGUAUUCCCUGGUAUCGCCAGGGCCUCUAUCUUCCAGCAUCAUUUGAUCUGUAUUCUGGGGGCAAUAUUGUGCGCAGCCGGAAAGAUCCAUCGCCUGCGCCACAAGAUCACCGCGCAUACAUUCACUACCGUGGGUUUCAGGGUUUGCUGGGUCUUCAUGUAACCGUGGACAUGUUCUGCCAGGCACAAUCUACAGCCCUUCAUAUGGGAAAUCCUAGCUCUGGGCAAAAAUCUGCAGAUCUCGUCAAGCACUGCUCGAUAGAAAUUUUUCGGAAGGGAAUUGGAAGAACAUACCGAGUUGAGAUUAUACAAGCCGGAACCGUCAAAACAUUCUAUUGGAAAGGGUCUAAAUCUGCAUUGUCAUUGCUCGAGACCGAGGGAACAGACACUCGUUCUAGUAGUGGCAACGGCAACCUGAAGUUCUUUGCUGCGGAAACCCCAGAUGAUAUUCUUGCAGUGUGGCAGAAUAAGACCGAUCAACGGAUUCUAGGCUGUUUGAAUGUUAUUGCUCAACUAGAUGCUAAUUCUGAUGGGAUACUUGAGGGAGUGAUUGUGACUAGUCUGGCGGUAGUUGUUGCAGAAAGGGUCUCUGGGCGGGGUUGGGUAGGUGGCCUGGGGAAGUCAACAAAGUCGCAAGUGACUUAA
Messenger RNA from Penicillium paradoxum, 936 nucleotides. RefSeq lists its product as uncharacterized. The coding region runs from base 1 to 936 and encodes 311 amino acids. The transcript has 2 exons. NCBI's taxonomy places the organism in Eukaryota, Fungi, Ascomycota, Eurotiomycetes, Eurotiales, Aspergillaceae. The record is from RefSeq and is a predicted model, not a curated record.